Porites lobata is the source of this 5073-nucleotide messenger RNA. NCBI's taxonomy places the organism in Eukaryota, Metazoa, Cnidaria, Anthozoa, Scleractinia, Poritidae. The record is from the annotation of a GenBank genome assembly.
AUGAAUUUUUUCAAAACCAGCAAUUUCAACUUUCAACAAUAUUGCUUGCAAACACAUGGCUCCAUCAAAAAAUUAUUCGACAAAGCCAAGAAUGGUGAUGUUCUUGCCCAGCAAGACCUGGGUUUGGCUUACUAUGAAGGAGGCGAUUUUCUGCCCAAGGACAUCGACAAGGCAAUAUACUGGUUAAGCAGUGCUGUCGAAAACGGUUAUGAAGAUCCAAACAUUCUUGGAAAACUUGGGGAAGCGCUAGAUUUAAAAGGAACACCGCCAUACCAACGGAAGGCUUUCGAGAUGUACAACAGGGCUGCGAAUUUGGGGUGCACAAAUUCGCAAAUCAAUCUUGCAGAAAUGUAUCGAUGUGGAGUUAAAGGAGUCGUGAACGAAAACAUCGAAGAAGCUUUUAAAUGGUAUAAGAUGGCGGCUGGUGAAAACCGCCUGAGUAAUGUGGGAGCGCUGGAACAGUUAUUAGCUGGAGCAAUGAGAACCGUGGAUAAUACACUUGGUAGUGUGUUGAAAUUUAGGGCCCUUAGACUUUUGUUCAAAUACUAUCUCAAAGGAGAUUGUCCAGAAGGCCGACCACAACCAACCAAAGCUGUUUAUUAUUUGACCAGAGCAGCUGAACUAGGCGAUGCUGAGGCUCAGCUAGAGUUAGGACAAAUAUAUCUGACCGGAGGUUGUGAGCAACUCAAAGAUGUUGCAAGGGCAAGACGAUGGCUACAGAAGGCCUCUGCUCGUGGUGAUGUGAGGGCAAAGCAGGUAGGUGUGAUGGCAACUUUUGCAUUUGGAAUUAUUGGGGAGUGGGUGACAAGUGAUUAGCACAACUCUUUCUCAAACUCUCAAAUGAAAGAGUUAAAAGCUGUUCAUCACAGGUGUCAGGGAAUAAAUGUUAAUAGGUAACUUAUCAAGUCGCCACAAAGUCAUCUCACCCAACUGCAAGUUAUGUUUCCUGAAACCAGAGUUAAGUCACCCAAAAUUUAUGGUUAUGUUGGGUGAAAUGUUAUCAGGUGUAAUACACAGAGCGUGUAUAUGUUGUGUAUAUGGCAAAGAGCGUGUAUUAUGUUGUGGUUCAAUUUUAUCCUUGGUUUAAAUUUUAUUUUCCCUUGUUUCAAAGUCAUUAUCAUACAUUACCAUACCCCAAAACAAAAGAUAAUAAAAUUUAAACCAAGGAUAAAAUUGGACUGCAACAUAUAUAUCUGGUUCUUCAAAAUCUCAUGAGACAAAACAAGUGGGUCAAAUGUGUAGAGGCCCUGCCAGGGUAAAUUCUGACAAGCGACAGGAUCCAGAAGGUAGCGACAGAGCGUAAAAUGAAAUUACGACAAGAGACAACCUUCCUCAGCCAAAUUGCGACAGUGCUGGCAAAGCCGAGAAUAAGAAUCGGACAAAGAACGUUCGAUUGGCUAAUUUAUCACCAGUCUGAAUGCCAAGAAGAAGUAAUUUUCAUCAAUUUUUCUUGAGCUUCUAAGAACGUCUCUUGUCAGUGAGCUUGUGUGGAGUCCCUCCUGUGUAUUGUGUUAAUUGUGAAGGGCGAUGUAUAGGUGUUCGAUAUGUGAAAUGUUAACAAAGAAGUUGCAGAACUAUAAUGGUUUCUUUACAAUGCAUCGCUUUUCCCCUUUUCUACAAUUCCGACAAAGACAAAGAAUUUUUGUUCAAUUUCCGAUAGUGGCGUGAAGCAUUUAUAAACAACGACACGAGACGUUUUAAAAUUCAGGCAAGCGACAUGAGACCCCCCCACCUUGGCGGGGCCUCUGUGUAAUAUAUGUCGUUCCUUAAGCAAUGAUGAAAUGAAAGAAGCACAGUAAAUGAGAAAUAUAUCUUGUUCUUGUAGCUUUUAUGUAGACGAAACAAGCAUGAUGAAUGUGUAAUAGGGAUUUUAGGAUGUCGUUGAACAUGAUAAAAUUUUGGCCGAUAAAAGAAGCAUUUCAGGCAACUUAACUAAAAAUUUAGGGAAUAUAGCUCUGGUUUCAGAUUACAUAACUGCAGGCAAGAUGACUUUUGGGGGAAUUGACUUUAAACCUGUUAAUAUAAUCAGUCAUCAGUUCGUCAUAUGAAGGGUUGAAAGUAAAAGGGGUACAUGUGAUGAUUUUGAUCAAGGCUGUGCUCUAACAAAAAUUAAAGGGGGCCCAGAACUUUGAACCUGUGAAAUCUAGGGUGCCCAGCAUAUGAUUUUUAUGAAAAAACUAGGAUUUUCUGGUCAACCAGGAGCAAAAGUAAGGUGCCAGGGGCCACCGGACUGUGCUAGAGCACAGCCCUGUUGACUGAUACUAAAAAUCAUUGCUCAAAUGGCCUUAACUUUUUCAUGCACAUGCCAUUGUUAAUUGCCCAACAAAUACUGUCUUGAUUCAUUUAUUUCCUGUCAGUCCAAAUAAUUAUGUAUAGUGGAACCUCUAUUCAGGGUAAAUCCUAGGGGCCAAGGAAAGUGUCCCCUAAAUAGAGGUGUCUGAAAGGAGAGGUUCCACUGUACCGUUUUCUCAGUUUGUGUGGGUGCCCUGUGGAUUCACUGUCUUUAUUGUCAAUGGCCAAAGAAACUACUUUGGUUCUAUACCAGUCGGUGGUUAAAUUUAACUGCUCAAAGGCAUGAAACUUGCUUACAUGAUUGUACAAUCAUGUCUUCCCCAAUUAUCUUGGGUUCAUUCCUUGCCAUCUACGAGUAAUAAAUAGAAAAGAAAUCAAGAGGUCUCUCCUCACAGAGGCUCCUACUAGGUAUUCCUACCGAUAAAAGUAGGAAUACAAUUUGCCUCUGCAGUGGAGAGAGGUAUGGAACUAGUUACUGCUAGACUGUUGGUGGGUGAACAUUUAGAGCGAUUUUUGUAUGACCUUGAAAAAUGGUUUCGGUAAGUGUUCGUUAUUUGUUUUAUCAGCCAGUGGAUGAAGAGAUCAAAACAUGGCCUCCUCCUUUUCCCGCCAAAGAAAACCCUAAUAUGGAGAAGGCAUUGUUCGUUUGGCCAAUCAUGCUGCAGUAUGAUGUCAAAGCCGUAGCGAUUGAUUUCUAGAAAGUUCUCGGCUUGAAGUUUUUUUCACUGGAAGGUUUGUGUAACCAACCAAACGCCAAGCGCAUUUGUAUCUGUUCGAUAAAUCAAUCAAAUCGCUCUAUUUCCGCUCGUUUGUUGUGUUUGUUUUGUUCACGCGUUUUCAUUUUGAGGACAUUCAAAAUCGCUCUUUUUCGUGUUGAAGAAAAGGCAAGCAUAUGGCUAAGAGAGAAGGUAAAGGCAUCGAUGAAAAGGUACAGAAGAAUAUUUGUAAAUUAGCUUGUACUGUAGGCUGUCUUACCUGAGAAGCAAAUUUCUUAUGGUCUAGGUUGUAAUGCUAUUGGCAACAUGUAUUUUGUUCAGAUACAAGUUUUGUUUCAAUUCAUAGUUUUAUUUUUGUGUUGUCAGCUUCUUGAAGAAUGUUUCAAGCAAAGUGUUGAUACUAAACAUCCUGCAUCAGAAGUAUCUGAAGAGGCUUUCCUUCAAACUUGUGAUAUCUUGAAGGAAAAAAUGAAGCAAAGAUCUGAGGCAAGACUGCAUCCCUUUGCUAUUUCUCAGCCAGUUCCUUUAACAGAAGAAUUGCUCUCUGAUUUUGUAUGGUCUCCAACAGCAAAAAUUUACCUCCAAGCUUUAAAACAAGUGAAAGAAGGCUUUGAAGUUCUUCAGAAGAGUAACUUUACUAAUGAAAGAGGAAUUACUCUUAUAGCUCAUGGGUAUUUGACAGAGAAUUCUAUACUACAAGCAUUUCCUGCUGAUGUUUAUAUAAUUCCAAUACUGCCUCAAUUAUUUCAAUUAUGUGAGAAAACGUUGGAGAAAAACCCAUAUUUCUUUGAAGCCCUUGUUGUUUCAUUUGCUUUGCAAGCUUAUGAAAGAAAAGUUUCUAUGCAGGGAUCUAUUGGGGAUAUGAAGAAAAUCAUGUGUAUAGAUAACUUAAUUCAUUUUAUCAAGAAUGCUGAGCCAGAUGGUGUUCCCUCGCAAGAACCCUUCAAUGUCAAUAAGAACUAUAGUAGCUGGCUUCAUCUUUUGUAUUACUUCUUGGCAGCAAUCUUUACUGCUGGAGGGGUCUAUGCAGAUGCAGCCGAGGCUUAUGAGAACUCCCUUCAGUAUUGCCCAGCAUAUUACGAGUCCAAGAGAGGACUUGGCUAUACAUUACUGUUGCUGUAUAUUUCUAGGUUACCGGUUAGUGAGGAGUUGAGGCAGGUGGUAAAAUCCAGAGAAGAGUUGCCCAAGCAAACAAUGAGUGAGAGAAAGAUUCCAAAAUAUGAUUCUUGGACAACUCAGCAACUGAAAGAAAUGGCUGUAAAAGUGUUAAAUGAGUAUGUGGAUAAGGCCCCUUGUUGCCACAAACCAUACCCACAUGCUUACUAUUAUUUGGCACAAAUUUCUCUACUUGAGCAAAAACUAGCUGAAUUCAGGAAAUAUUAUGAACAAGGCCAAGAUGCAGAAGAAAAGAGACUUCCUUUUUUUGAACCAGUUUCCCUGCCAAUGAAAGAUCUCAUGACUCCUGUUUACCAACUAUUUGUCAAUGUACAGAAACCAACUGGGUGUGGCAACAGGUCUUGCAUUCGGAAGGUCAAAGAAACUGAGCUGAAGUCGUGUAGUCGAUGUAGGAUGCAAAAAUAUUGUAGCAAGUAAGUACAGUUGUACAGUUGUAUUACAUCUAAUUCCCUCACAAAAAGGGGAGUGAUGCUCAAACUGUUUGUAAUCUUUUGUUAAAGAAUCCCUAGUGGUGAGAAUGACAUGCAGUCAAACCCUGUUAAUACCGAUACUGAGAGGUCCAUAGAAAGUGUCCAUAUUAAGCGGGUUGAAUUUAGAGAAACUUUAAAGGCUAGGGACAAGGCAAACGGUCUGUAAUAAUGUGGUGUCCAUAUUGAGCAGGUGUCUGUAAAGCGGGAUUCAACCGUACCAUUAAUGUCGUUGCCAUAAUAUGUAUUACAUUAAGCUGAAUAACACCUUUCGACUUGCAUACAUGAAGGACUGUCGUACCCUUUAAAACCCCUCAGUCACUAAUCAUUUAUUUUCAUUAAAUACUUGUAUUCUUUACACAAUUUUCAGAGAAUGCCAAAAAGCCGACUGGAAGAAUCAUAAAGCAGCUUGCAAAACAACU